AAAUGUUUUGUUUUAGGUUCAGUGAAAAGCUUCAUCUUAGUUAAGUGAACAGAGGGGCAAUGUCGUGCACAGCAACUUUCUUAUUAAGUGAUACUGAAAGUAGUGAAGAUGACAGUAGUCCACAUUUACGUACCCUCACAGACAUAAACGUAUCAGAAGAAAAGAAACUCAACGAAAAUAGUAAUAAUUCUUCAGUGUCACAUACCCAAUUAAUUUCAUGUUCUGAAAAUUGGCAGGAAAACCAUAGUAAUACAUUAGUACCAGAAACCCCGAGCCCGCUUUUAAUUAGCUAUAAAAGAAGAAAACAAGAACAGCAAGAGAUCAAAUCAAAAAGAACUUGUCUGAAUCACAAAGUAGAACCUGUAAGUAACCCUAUCAAAUCUACUGAUACAGCUAUGCAGGCAGAAGGACAAAAUCCAAUUGUAUUUCCAUUCAAAUGUUCCAGUUUUGAGAAAGGACCAAAAUCAAAAAAAAAAACGUGUUGUCCUUCGGCACUUUACCUCAGCUGGGUGAACAUCAUUUAGCUGAUAACGAUAAACUUCCUGAAACCACAGAUAAUACUGUAAUAUCUACAAGUAUACCUAUACGUGGAACACCGCCAUUCUGUAGAAGUGACAGUUGGUCUAAUGCACUUUCUUCUAAUUCCUCUUGUGCAUAUUCUAGUUCGUCUAGUAAUUCUUACUGCAUAGAUAGUCCUUUAAAAAAUACCUUACGACCAAAUGCUCAGAAUUUUCAUCAACAUUGUAAAUUUCCAAGAAGCAGUUGGCAAGAAAACACAUCUGUACCAUCUAGCACUUCACAUGAGAACAAUACCUGGAACUCUUGUAAUUACAGAAACUUUGGGUUUUUAUCAUCUUUCAACAGUGAAAAUUCUACUUGUGGUAGUAAAGUUGAUAAACAUUCAGUGAAUUCUUCUUCAGGAGCUGCAAAGUUAAAGAAAAAAUCAAAUUUUGUUUUUCAAUCUGGAAGGGUUUCAAAUAAAUCCAAUGACCAGAAAGAUCAGCCCGCUAGAAAUUUCACAAAUUGUCAUGAUGCUAAUUCUUCUGCAGUGAAAAAGUGUGAAAACUCUGUAAAUAAUCAUCAGUCCGGUGUGAAUGAUGGAGGUGCUUUUCAGCUCUGUGCAUCUGCAAUUUCUUCUUCGUGGAAUAAUUUUCAAAGCAAUAUUUUACGACCACUCAUGUCUCCUUUCAUGAAACAUCAGAAUGGGAAAAAAAAUUAUGAUAAUAAUGACAGUGAUGAAAUGUUAUUUAAUGUUCCAUCAUCACUAGAAAAUACCUCUUCAUUGUCAUCGCAGCAACAAAGUAUAUGUAGAUUGCCAUCUAUAAAACAGGAAUAUAGGGAAAACAAAGAACAUACUUGGAUAACACAAAACUUAGAUUCACAAACUAAUCAUGAAGAUACAGGAGAGAGCACUUCUUCAGGACUGUUAUUCUGUGAUACCAGUCAAAACAUAGAGUCUCAAGAUAGGAAUAACAUGACAGGUGUUGAAGAAACACCUAGACCAUGGAUCUCUACAAAUAGUCUUAGGAGGAACUUUCAAGUAACACCUUCAGUAAGAGAGAGAGAACAGAGAGUUCUUCCACCAAACCAUUCCGCAAGACCUAGUAGAAAAUUCCAGAAGUUUUCUGCAGUGCCUGGACAGCAGUAUUUUCCUAAUAAUGUGAGACAAAGAGAGGAAACAUUUAAUUUUUGUAGAGCCAAUGAAAAUGCUUCUAACAACAGUAAUGGAGUUAGUAUACCUGUAAAACAACCACGUAGAUUACAUUCAUUUAGUAGGCUACAGUAUGGCAAUAAUAGAUCAAGAGAAACACUCAACAGAAGUCAAAGUUCUAGGCUCACAGGUCAGAGAGCUACAUUUAAUGUGCACCAGGAAAUGUCAGUAGAUGAGAGUCAACCCGGAUCUUCAACAUCUGUCCAUCAACAAAUCCCAGAAAUGUCACAACUAACUAGCCUUAAUCCUGAUUUAUGUGAUGCAGAAUCAGAAAGUGAAGAAGAAGAAUUUUUUACUCCUGUUUCUUCCAACUCACAAUCUGAAAGUGAAGGUAGAGGAGAUGUAUCAGAUCAAAUGAAUAUUUCAGUGGUUGUACAAGUAUCUCCAGUAGAAACAGCCAGAGUUUCUGUUCAGUCAGGAACUGAUGGAAACGUUCAAACAGAGGACCAAAGUAGUGAUGAAGAUAUUAUAGUCAUAUCUAAUGACAGUCCUAGUUUUGAUGGAAGAAAUUUUUCUGCCAACCUUCGGGUUGGUUACGAUUGGCGUUCUGUCGAUAGUGAUACAACUAGUACACCAAGUAACAGUGACAUAACACCACCUAGUGAGGACCAAGAACAAGAAGUUUUUGUUGUUUCCCCUGAUCCCGUAGCCCAGGUCAGUCAGAUGGAGGAAGAUGAGCACUUGGCUCGAAUGCUUCAGGCCCAGUUUGAUGCUGAACAGGGUGCUGAUGUUGCUGGUGGUGGUGAUGGUGAUACGUCAGACUCAUUGAGCAUUGUUGAUAGUGACCAUGAGAGAGGUAGACCAAUGUGGGACCAUGGAGAUAUGUUAGCAACAACCUCUACAUCCAGUGAAGGUUCCAUUUCAUCACUACCCCACCCAAGAAGGGGCUCAACCAGACGAAGAUUCUUCACUAGAUCAACCCAUGAAGCAAUUCGAGGUAGAGCUCGAAGGUCAUCAAGAUCUAGUAUUCGGGUGUCAAGAGGGCAUAAUAAUCGUUGGAUUUCUCCACGGAGAGUUGCAGAUAGAUUCCACCACCAUCACUUUCCAGUUUUCCAUACAGAGAUGAUUAUGGGGCUCAGAAGUGGACUUAAUGAGGGUAAUGAUUAUGAGGAAUUAUGGAACUUAACAGAGGCAAUAGGUGAGGCAACCACCAGAGGGCUAUCAAGAGCAGAAAUCAACCGUCUCCCAACUCGAACCUUCAGCCAGACAACUAUAUCUGGAAGUGAUAGUAUCUCAGCUGGUUGUAGUAGCAUCAGCAGACUAAGAGAUAGUUCAUUAAACCACGAGAAAGAGUGCCGGGUGUGCCUUAGUUCCUAUGAAACUGGAGAAGUCUUGAGGAUACUGCCCUGUUUUCAUGAAUACCAUGCAAGUUGUAUCGAUAAAUGGCUCAAGAGCAAUCGAAGUUGUCCAACAUGCAGAGUUGAAGUUUUGUUUGAACAAUAGGUCUGAUUAAGUAUCGACAACGGUUGUUAUACAAAGCAGAUAAAACUUCAUUCUGGAUUUUUUUUUCUUCUCUGUAUGGUGAGGUAUAUAAAUUGAUUCUUUGUGUUAAGGUUUAUUGUCUGUGUUAACUCAACAAUUUGUAGAAAGAUAACAUUUUCUUUUAUUGUAAUGUCUGCUAAUACUUGUGUUUUU
Limulus polyphemus (Atlantic horseshoe crab) is the source of this 3346-nucleotide messenger RNA. RefSeq lists its product as uncharacterized. The record is from RefSeq and is a predicted model, not a curated record. The transcript has 7 exons. Lineage: Eukaryota; Metazoa; Arthropoda; Merostomata; Xiphosura; Limulidae. Bases 1178 to 3154 code for a protein of 658 amino acids.